AUGGCUAAACCUAGAGGGAAGAAAAAUACUUUGUCCAGCUCUCUGGAAAAUAAGGUGUCAGAUCUUAUAUAUAGACUUCUAGAAGAAAAAAGUCUUGAAAAAAAGAGAGAACUACAGAGGGCAGCAAAAGAAAACGAAGAAGGCAACGAUGAUCUUGAAUUAAAUGAAGAUAAUCUAGAAAAUAAAGAUGCCUUCGAAACUAUAUUUUUUGCUAAAGAUUUAGUUCCAAAUGAGAUUUUUACAUUUUGUCAAUCCAAAGAUUUAUCAAUGCUAAGAGUGAAAAAAAUUCUUCUUCAGAAGACAAUUGAAAAGAGCUUAACUCAAAUUAUUGAAGAAGAAGAGGCUGAAUUUAAUUCAUAUCCUGGCUAUAAUAAUACUGAAGAUAUACCAUUAGAAAAUGAAAACCAUUUGACAGAAAAAAAUUUAAUGUUAAAUAAUGAUACAAAUGAAAUGAACAAAACCAUUACCGGCACCUGGUCUGUUAAAAAAGAGGAUACUGCUGCUCCAAGUUCUAGAGAGACUUCCGUAGCACCAACAAAAAAGAGAUCUAAAGAUUCUACAGGAAAAUCUAAACGCCAAAAAACUAAAGAAGAUAGAGCUCCACCAACCUCUAGCUUAUCAUCAUUAGGUGGCAUGGAUGAUGUGAUUGCUCAGCUUAUGGAAUUGAUUGGGUUACCAAUUUUACAUCCUGAAAUCUAUUUAUCCACAGGUGUCGAGCCACCUCGGGGUGUUUUAUUACACGGCCCACCAGGUUGCGGUAAGACUUCUAUCGCUAAUGCAUUAGCUGGUGAGCUACAAGUGCCAUUUAUAUCUGUUUCUGCACCAUCUGUUGUUAGUGGUAUGUCUGGUGAAAGUGAAAAAAAAGUUAGAGAGUUAUUUGAAGAAGCUAAAUCGUUAGCACCAUGCCUUAUGUUUUUUGAUGAAAUUGAUGCAAUUACUCCAAAGCGUGAUGGUGGAGCCCAAAGAGAAAUGGAAAGAAGAAUCGUUGCUCAGCUAUUAACUUCCAUGGAUGAAUUAUCUAUGGAAAAGACAGAUGGCAAGCCGGUAAUUGUAAUUGGUGCCACAAACAGGCCCGAUGCCUUAGAUGCUGCUCUAAGAAGAGCAGGUAGAUUUGAUAGAGAAAUUUGCUUAAAUGUACCAAGUGAGGUUUCAAGAUUACAUAUUUUAAAAAAAAUGUCGAAUAAUUUAAGAAUUGAUGGUCAUAUUGAUUUUUCUAAACUGGCUAAAUUAACACCAGGUUUUGUAGGUGCUGACCUAAAGGCUCUAGUUACAGCUGCUGGUACAUGUGCUAUAAAGCGUAUCUUUAGCACAUUUUCUUCAUUAGAUAGAACUGAUUCAAUGAUGGAAGUAGAUGCUGAUGGCAUUGAUAAUCCUCCAAACAGUACUGACGAAGAUGAACCAAAUUUAAAAAACACCGCAAACAUAAUCGACCCUUUACCGUUAUCUAUUAUUCAAAAUUUCAUUCAAAAAUACCCAGAACCAUUAAAUAAUGAUCAAUUACUUUUGCUAUCAAUCAAGUAUGAGGAUUUUUUAAAAGCAUUACCAACUAUUCAACCUACAGCAAAGAGAGAGGGGUUUGCAACCGUUCCCGAUGUUACAUGGGAAAGUAUUGGUGCAUUAGAUAAAAUUCGUGCUGAAUUAAACUUAGCAAUUGUACAACCUGUGAAAAGACCCGAAUUAUACGAAAAGGUGGGUAUUAGUGCUCCUGCGGGUGUACUACUAUGGGGCCCUCCAGGUUGUGGUAAAACAUUGCUAGCAAAAGCUGUUGCAAAUGAAUCGCGUGCCAACUUCAUUUCUAUCAAAGGUCCUGAGUUGCUAAAUAAAUAUGUAGGUGAAUCAGAAAGAGCCAUUAGACAAGUUUUCUCAAGAGCAAGAGCUUCAGUUCCAUGUGUAAUAUUUUUUGAUGAAUUAGAUGCGUUGGUACCAAGAAGAGAUACAUCAUUAUCAGAGUCAUCAUCUAGAGUAGUAAACACCUUAUUAACUGAAUUAGAUGGGCUUAAUGACAGAAGAGGGAUUUUUGUUAUUGGAGCUACAAAUAGGCCAGAUAUGAUUGAUCCUGCUAUGCUAAGACCAGGUAGAUUAGAUAAGACUUUAUUCAUUGAAUUACCAAACUUUGAAGAGAAGUUGGACAUUUUAAAAACAAUUACAAAAGUCAAUGGUACACCAUUAGCUUCAGAUGUUGAUUUAUCUAUUAUUAUUAAUGACGAACGUUGUCGAAAUUAUUCAGGUGCUGAUAUUGCCUCUUUAGUUAGAGAAAGUUCAGUUUUAGCUUUAAAAAGAAGUUUUUUUAAAGUAGAUAAAUUACAGUCAGUUGCAAAUAAUAAUUUGGAUAAAGAGUUUGAAGAUUUAAGUGUUGGUGUACCCAAAGAUGAAAUUAUUGUAACCAUGGAUGAUUUUAAGGGAGCACUAAUGAAAAUUAAGCCCUCUGUUAGUGAUAAAGAUAGAAACAAAUAUGAUAGGUUAAACAAGAAGAUGGGCUGGAAUGAUAAUGUAGAUAUGCAAGGAGAUGAAAAGAAGGAGGAAACAUCAAUAAUAGAUAAUAAGGGAAAUGAAGCUAGCAAAAAUGAUCCUUUUAUUACUAGCUGA
Molecule: messenger RNA, 2586 nt
Organism: Henningerozyma blattae CBS 6284
Lineage: Eukaryota; Fungi; Ascomycota; Saccharomycetes; Saccharomycetales; Saccharomycetaceae
Gene: RIX7
Product: putative AAA family ATPase RIX7
Exons: 1
Coding region: 1-2586 (861 amino acids)
Biological process (GO): ribosome biogenesis
Cellular component (GO): nucleus
Molecular function (GO): RNA binding; ATP binding; ATP hydrolysis activity
Source: RefSeq, a predicted model, not a curated record